Messenger RNA from Eleginops maclovinus (Patagonian blennie), 2827 nucleotides. RefSeq lists its product as uncharacterized. The coding region runs from base 41 to 2656 and encodes 871 amino acids. The transcript has 3 exons. NCBI's taxonomy places the organism in Eukaryota, Metazoa, Chordata, Actinopteri, Perciformes, Eleginopidae. The record is from RefSeq and is a predicted model, not a curated record.
CUCGAACUGCUAGCUGUCGGUGUGUGUUGUUGUUGAAGCAAUGAUGGCGGCAGCGGGAUGCGGAUCAGCAACCGCGGCUGCCGUAGGAGGACAAGGUGGAACCGCUACGGCCAGAGGUCGCUUCCCCGGUCGGCCUUGGUCGUCACGCAGUCGUUUGCGCUCAGAGAAACGAUGGCAACUUGGACGAUCAGGCUCAGAAGCUGAUGAUGUGACUAACGGAGGGCCAAGGCCCGCGAACCUGGUCCUUUCGUUAAAUGAGGACCAGUCUCACUUACGCUUACUUGGGAUAGAGGCGGGCCACCAGACCCUUGGCCAGGCUGGAUACAGCUCUAGUGGGAGUGAGGAGGUGAGGUCCCAAACCGAACCAGGAGGGGACGACUUCAGAGGAUUUGAAGCUGAGAGAAAACGCUCCAAAGGAUCUGUAUGUUCACGACAAAACCCUUCCAAAGGUGAUGCUGUCAGCACAAAGUCUAAACGACAAAGUGAGAAGCUACCGCUUAAAAAGCCAGUUGUGGAGGCCACACCUGAUGAUGUAAAGGAUCUAAAAUCUUUGGAGGAAACAAAAGACGUUUCACCUGAAACAGAGCCUGACAAGGAUUGCAGGAAAAGUUCAAAAGGAAAAAACACUAUGGAUCGACAGUCCGCUAAAAGAGGAGCCUCAUCAGCAUCACCCAGGAUUACUAUAAAGUUGGUGGCCAAAAAGAAAAUGAAAACCAUUACAGAGCCUCUAAAAAAGUUUGCAAAGAAGUUGAAGAUAAAAGGAAUCCAGGAUCAGCCUAAAGCCAAGAACAUUCAGGGCGACCAGAUUUCAAGUGCGCAUGUCAAAUUAAAAACUGAACCGCAUGAGGAUAAACAAGGCACAGAAGAUAAAGGAGGGGGGACUCUACCUACAAGAAGGCGUGGGAGAUCUGCUUCAAAGACAUCUGAGCCUGUCUCCCAGCCUAGCGCCAAAGUUGUGGUUGAUGACCAAAAAUUAAAAGAGAGAAAAUCAGCGGAUAAAUUUGACACUGUUAAGGAGAGCAUCACUAUGGAGCCAAAAACGAAUGCAAGGAAAUUAAAGCAUAAGGACAAAGUAACAGAGCAAGUUUCCGAAGUUAAUCAACUAAUCACUCGUAGGAGCAAUAGAGUCAUUAACCCACUCACUAAAAAAGUAUCAGAGUUUGCAGCUGAACCAGAAAAUCUGAGUAAAAGUGAUGCAAUUCUUGGGGAGUCAAAGCCAGAAGUUCCUCCAAUGGCGGAGACCAAACCAUCAAUGAGAAGUGACGGACGAAGGCAAAGCAAGAGGCUGAAUAAGGAAGUAACCCUUACUGAAAACCAUGGAUCACAACAAUCCAGGGACAGUUUGGAUACACGGAUCCAAAGUUUGAAGUUGAUGAAGGUCAGAAACCCAAAAUAUGAUGCACAAGCCAGUAACAACAACUCGACUCGAAAGAAAAAACAUAGAAAGAAAUUUAUCUGGACUUUAACAUUAGUGAAGGCAGAACGUCCAACACAGGGUGCUGUGAACACUGUCAAAGUAACAGAUAAGGCUGUUGGUGAAGUAGAUCUUUCUGCUAUUUGUGACCCCGUUGUUGACCAGAGUUUGAGGACAGUGGAUCAAAAGUCAAAACAGGAUAACUCAGCCCCACAAGAGAGUAAAAGCUUGGAUAAUAUUGUUAAGGGUUCCCAAAACAAGGCUGAAGUGUCAACUGAGGAUCAUUCCACUUUGCAGGUGGAAGUUGAAGUGGACCACAUACAUGAAACCCCUUCACAAGAAAUUACUAAAAUGGAUAGUGGGAAGGUUCCACCUCUUCAGAUCAAAAAGGUCUCUUCUCCUGGGAAACAUAAAAGUUCAAAGCCAUCCUUUUUAAUUCAGCAAGUUAGCCCUGUGUCUGAGAAGAAAGAGGAUGUUCUUAAAGAUCAAGUUAGCCCUGUGUUUGAGAAGAAAGAGGAUGUUCUUAAAGAUCAAGUUAGCCCUGUGUCUGAGAAGAAAGAGGAUGUUCUUAAAGAUCAAGUUAGCCCUGUGUCUGAGAAGAAAGAGGAGGUACUUAAAGAUCAAGUUAGCCCUUUGUCUGAGAAGAAAGAGGAGGUACUUAAAGAUCAAGUUAGCCCUGUGUCUGAGAAGAAAGAAGAUGUUCCUAAUGAUCUAAGUGAGGUUAAUGAGGAUAAAUCAUCAUAUGUGGAUACUGAAGCCAGCCCAACUAGACGGCUAAGGAGGAGGAGAUUAAGCCUUGAUUCACCACAACCAAAGUCUGUUGCUCAUAAACGAGUGGUCACUCAGAAAAGGAGGCUUAGAACAAGUCCAAAAGACAAAGAUACACCACAGGUGCACGUUGAAGAUUCUGCUCAGGCUUCAGCUGAAGAGUCCAACUCACACGGUCUUCCUAAAAACUCCUUUCAGGAUUUGGCUGGCGAGCCCUUGGAGGUGAUUAGUGAAAACACCACGGAAGUUCCUGAAAAGGAGACCUCAAAAGUCCCUGACAAUUCGUCACAGUUGCCAGUUGAAGUUACUCAGCAGAAGGUGGAGGAUCAGGUGGAACUGCAGAUCAAAGAGACCAAACCAUUGCCUGUGCCUUCCAAACCUAGGAGAUGUAGAAAUAAUAAACUAGGGAAAAAGAGGUCCGUUCGAGGAAGAAAGCUGUUGUCUCUCCUGAAACUGCUGUCAGCACAGAGUUGAGUAUCACAGAGUCUCUGCUGAAGGAUGAUACUCAGUCUGUAGUAACAGAGGUAAGCCAGUCCCAGACAAAAGAUUGCACCCAGCCUGAGGCAAAACAGGACACUGUGUCAGUGGAAGAAGAGCACAUACAGCCUUUGGUAAAAGAGGAAACCGAUUUUCAAUUGAUAGAUA